GUGGGGAGAGGAGCCAGAGACCGGAGAGACAGGAGCUGAGAAACGGAGAGAGAGAGAGAGAGAGACAGAGAGACAGAGAGAGAGAGAGAGAGAGAGAGAGAGAGAGACAGAGAGAGAGCGAGAAAGAGAGACAGAGAGAGAGAGAGAGAGAGAGAGAGAGAGAGAGAGAGAGAGAGAGAGAAAGAGACAGAGGCAGAGAGAGAGACAGAGAGAGCGAGAGAGAGAGAGAGAGAGAGAGAGAGAGAGAGAGAGAGAGAGAAAGAGACAGAGGCAGAGAGAGAGACAGAGACAGAGACAGACAGAGAGAGACAGAGAGAGAGAGAGAGGAAGAGGAAGAGAAAAAGAACAGGCUGUCUGCCUCAGGACCACUGCAUCUCCACUAAAUCUCUAGGCUGUCACACCAGCGCACAGCAGAGGAGAGGAGGAGAGAGCGGCGAAGAGUGAUUUCAAUAAGGACAUCAUUGGUACGUUAUCUGGGACAAACAUCGUCUGUCACAAAGAUCAAACUUAAAAAAGGAAAAGUAGGUAAAAGGAAACGUCAGGAUCAUCCAUUGGAUUGUCAGAUUGUUCCUGUUUCUCUUCGGAAAAAAACGUUGGAUUCUGUCUAUAUUCAGAAAAAAGUCAAGGCGAAAGAAGGAUAACCCGUACUGGGACUGUUUGCUCCCUAAAAGCUGAGUCAAUCAUUCAGUAGGAGUACAGGGGUGUUUCUGAGCUGGUUUCUCUGCACUACUCUCUCAUUCUGCUACUGAAGACACAUUUGGAGUAGGAGAGGAUUUCUCAAUGUCUGACACAUUCUUACUGACUGAUUUCCUACUCAAGUAUUUUUUUUGACUGACUGACGAACUGAGCUCGUUGCUCGUUGUUGCUGCUGUUUUUCUGCUACUGCACAACUCUCUGAUACCACUGUCCUGUCUGAGCAUCCUCCUUCUCCCCCUCCUCGGCACCUCUGUCCUCCUCUUCCACUUCUACUCUGCCAGUUGAUGUCUUUUCUCUGCAUACUCUCCCACUGCUCUGCAGAACAACACACUCAUGGUCGAUGCCAAGGACCGGAAAAUGAAAUGUCUGACCUUCCUCUUGAUGCUCCCAGAGUCAGUCAAGAGCAAGUCGGCGAGUUCUAAGAGCUCCAAAAAGACAGUUAACGUCGGCGGCGCCUCCGGGGGUAGUACCGGGUCCAAGCUGCCGCCGGUGUGCUACGAGAUCAUUACCCUGAAGAAGAAGAAGAAGAAGAUGGCAGCAGAUAUAUUCCCCAGCGCUAAGAAGCAGGGUGGAGGGUCGUCGGCCACAGUGCAGGAGUACCAACAACAGAACCUGAAUAAUAACAAUACCAUUCAGAACUGUAACUGGCAGGGGCUGUACUCUACUAUACGAGAGAGGAACUCUGUGAUGUUCAACAAUGAGUUGAUGGCCGACGUUCACUUUGUGGUUGGACAAACAGGAGGGACGCAGAGACUACCAGGACACAGGUAUGUUCUGGCUGUUGGUAGUUCUGUGUUCCAUGCCAUGUUUUAUGGAGAGCUGGCGGAAAACAAGGAUGAAAUCCGAAUUCCGGACGUGGAGCCUGCAGCAUUCCUGGCCAUGUUGAAGUACAUCUAUUGUGAUGAGAUAGACCUGAGUGCUGACACAGUGCUGGCGACGCUCUACGCUGCUAAGAAGUACAUUGUGCCUCACCUUGCCAGAGCCUGUGUUAACUUCCUAGAGACUAGCCUGUCCGCUAAGAAUGCCUGCGUCCUGCUGUCACAGAGCUGUCUGUUCGAAGAGCCCGAACUCACACAACGCUGCUGGGAGGUUAUUGAUGCUCAGGCAGAGCUGGCCCUGCGGUCGGAGGGUUUCACUGACAUCGACUCCCAGACACUAGAGAGUAUCCUCCAGAGAGAGACCCUCAACGCCAAGGAGGAGGUGGUGUUUGAGGCAGCUCUGAGCUGGGCCGAGGCAGAGUGUCAGAGACAGGACCUCACCACCUCCAUAGACAACAAGAGAAAGGUUCUCGGCAAGGCCGUGUUCCUGAUCCGCAUCCCCACCAUGGCUUUGGACGACUUCGCCAAUGGUGCCGCCCAGUCGGGCGUCCUGACCCUGAAUGAGACAAACGACAUCUUCCUGUGGUACACCGCUGCCAGGAAACCGGACCUCCAGUUCGCCAGCCAGCCACGGAAGGGGUUAUCUCCGCAACGCUGCCACCGGUUCCAGUCCUGCGCCUACCGCAGCAACCAAUGGCGUUACCGAGGGAGGUGCGACAGCAUCCAGUUCGCUGUGGACAAACGCGUCUUCAUCGCCGGGUUCGGACUCUACGGCUCCAGCUGCGGUUCGGCAGAGUACUCGGCUAAGAUCGAGCUCAAGCGCCAAGGCAUUCUCCUUGGACAUAACCUGAGUAAAUACUUCUCUGACGGUUCUAGUAACACGUUCCCUGUGUGGUUUGAGUACCCCGUGCAGAUAGAACCCGAUACGUUCUACACGGCCAGCGUGGUGCUGGAUGGGAGCGAGUUGAGUUACUUUGGUCAGGAAGGAAUGACAGAGGUGCAGUGUGGGAAGGUGACAUACCAGUUCCAAUGUUCGUCAGACAGCACCAAUGGGACAGGAGUACAGGGCGGUCAGAUACCUGAACUCAUUUUCUACGCCUAAAGGAACACAAUGAAAUGGAUAUUACCAUUACUGACUUUAGUAAAGUAAGGUAAAAGUUGCCACAAGUCGCUGUUGUUGGGUCAGAUUUACAUUUGCCCCACUAGUAGUUAAGGUUAGGAUUAGGGUAGGGGAAACUGAUCCAAGAUCUGUACCGAGAGGAAACGUCAUCCCUGGAGUGACUUUGAUGCCCAUGGAGAUGUGCUUGUUUUUAUAGCACUUAUUACUGACUUUGGUUUGAUGGGCGAAACAUGUCCAUGGCGAGGACUGAUUGGGAAUGGAUUGAUCUAGAUGACACUUCCUUUGCGAGUGCUGGCUGUCACCAUUGUGAUGACACACUAUUCCAUUGCUGACUUUGUACGUUCUAUAAAUAUUUUUCUUUUUCUCUCU
Messenger RNA from Oncorhynchus masou masou (cherry salmon), 3003 nucleotides. Its product is annotated as BTB/POZ domain-containing protein 3-like. Gene Ontology annotation, molecular function: protein binding. The transcript has 6 exons. The record is from RefSeq and is a predicted model, not a curated record. Bases 1030 to 2616 code for a protein of 528 amino acids. Gene Ontology annotation, cellular component: cytosol. NCBI's taxonomy places the organism in Eukaryota, Metazoa, Chordata, Actinopteri, Salmoniformes, Salmonidae. Gene Ontology annotation, biological process: dendrite morphogenesis; cerebral cortex development; neurogenesis.